This is a messenger RNA of Pararge aegeria (speckled wood butterfly), 1404 nucleotides long. Its product is annotated as ATPase ASNA1 homolog. The coding region runs from base 135 to 1145 and encodes 336 amino acids. Gene Ontology annotation, biological process: post-translational protein targeting to endoplasmic reticulum membrane. The transcript is spliced from 5 exons. Lineage: Eukaryota; Metazoa; Arthropoda; Insecta; Lepidoptera; Nymphalidae. Gene Ontology annotation, cellular component: GET complex. Gene Ontology annotation, molecular function: ATP hydrolysis activity; ATP binding. The record is from RefSeq and is a predicted model, not a curated record.
AAGUCUGAUGAGUCGGCUCACGUCUGUGGAUGAGACUGAAAUCUGAAAUCUAAAUCUGUGUUCCUGUGGUGUGUUCAUUGGUGUUUUUCACCAAUUUUGUCUGAAUAAAAAAUUUAUUACAAAUUUUGGUGAAUAUGAUUGAUGAAAAUGAUGACUUUGAACCACUAGAACCAUCGCUAAAAAAUGUGAUCGACCAAAAAUCACUGAAAUGGAUCUUCGUCGGAGGGAAAGGUGGAGUGGGCAAAACUACGUGCAGUUGCAGUCUAGCUAUCCAGCUUUCCAAAGUUAGAGAAUCUGUACUUAUUAUUUCUACUGAUCCAGCGCACAACAUUUCAGAUGCAUUCGACCAGAAAUUUUCUAAAGUACCCACAAAAGUUAAAGGGUUUGAGAAUCUGUUUGCAAUGGAAAUUGACCCUAAUGUUGGUCUAACAGAGUUGCCUGAAGAGUACUUCGAGGGAGAGACUGAGGCUAUGAGGCUUGGUAAAGGGGUUAUGCAGGAGAUAGUUGGUGCAUUCCCUGGUAUCGAUGAAGCAAUGAGCUAUGCAGAGGUUAUGAAACUAGUAAAAGGAAUGAACUUCAGUGCAGUGGUGUUUGACACAGCUCCUACUGGACAUACCUUGCGAUUGCUGUCUUUCCCGCAGGUUGUUGAAAAGGGACUUGGGAAAUUGAUGCGCUUAAAAUCGAAGGUGGCACCAUUUAUUAACCAAGUCGCAACAUUGUUUGGACUUGCCGAAUUCAACUCGGAUAUCUUCAGCAACAAAAUGGACGAAAUGCUUUCAGUCAUAACGCAAGUGAACACUCAAUUCAAAGACCCAAAUCAGACAACAUUUGUCUGUGUCUGCAUAGCAGAGUUCCUGUCCUUGUACGAAACUGAGAGAUUGGUGCAGGAACUUACUAGAUGCGGUAUAGAUACACACAAUAUAAUUGUCAACCAGUUGCUUUUACAUGCGUCUGCCCCUUGCGAACUUUGCGCAGCCAGGCAUAAAGUCCAGGAGAAGUAUCUGGACCAAAUUGCUGACUUGUACGAGGAUUUCCAUGUGACUAAACUACCUUUACUGGACAAAGAGGUGCGUGGUGCUGCAGCUGUGAACUCAUUCUCGGAGUAUCUACUGAAACCCUAUGUAGCACCUACUCCCAAAACAUAAUAUAUAAAUAUUCAUUUCUAUUCAGUAAAAAAUAGGUUGAGGGUUAAAACCGCAAUGCCAUUUGAAAAUGAGGCAGAUAAAUAUGACCUAAGAAUUCGCCACUUAUUGUAAUUACUAUUUUUUGUUUUCAAUAAAUUAAGUUGGGGGUGAAUACGGAUACAAAAUAAUUAUGAGGUAAAUUAUAUAUUUUAACAGUCACCGAAUAAAUGAGGUCAGACUUCUGUUUAUUUUUUUGAUAGAUUAAAUUCCAUAAAUCUCA